Messenger RNA from Nomia melanderi (Alkali bee), 3550 nucleotides. Its product is annotated as Myb-interacting protein 130. Gene Ontology annotation, cellular component: transcription repressor complex; nucleoplasm. NCBI's taxonomy places the organism in Eukaryota, Metazoa, Arthropoda, Insecta, Hymenoptera, Halictidae. Gene Ontology annotation, biological process: regulation of cell cycle; DNA-templated transcription; regulation of transcription by RNA polymerase II. Gene Ontology annotation, molecular function: DNA binding. The record is from RefSeq and is a predicted model, not a curated record.
AGUCUUACAGCGAACCGUGUGGUAAUCGUUGCCAGGUAUAUUUCGCGAUAUUUUUCCCAUUCAGUUAUGUUCCCCUGUUCCGUGUGCACAAUACUAUAGUCCUUGAAAACGGCUAUAGUAAAACGGUCAUGUUAAUAAACGGAUUUGUCUAUUUACAGUUAGGAUAGCUUCCUGUCCUUCCUCCCCGUGGCAUAGGUAAAUGCCAGCAUCUGCGAUUUCAAGAUGUUUAAUUACCAAGGAAAGGUCCGGAGUAGUAUAAACCCUAUUGUAUGAUAUAUUAUUGUCCAUCCCUAAUUCGACCACUUUUUCAGGAAUUUCUCUAUAUCGAUCUUGAUAGUACCAAAUUUUGGACUGCCUCUCCUCUUUGUCGUUGCUGCAUUAUAAAAAUAAAUGCAACGAUGCACUUUUGCAACAGUAAAUCUAUGUUUCAUACCAAAAACGACAUUCCAUCAUCACGAUCGAAUCAAUCUCGGCGCUGAUCAAUGAAUCUGUUUUUUAAUAAAAGCCACGUGUGGCUUUAACAUGUUUUCCAAAGCUGCACGAGGUCUGCUUCGAUAUUCAAACCAAUUUUAUAGCCAAUCACAACGUUUGGAACGGCGGAAAAGAACCACUAGCGAAGUUCACCGCGAAGCGGGCAACCUCGACGGAAAUACAUACCCAUGAUGCAUCACUGAUAGCAACAUGGCGGAGAUGAUUGAAAAAAAACUAGCUAUACGUGAAGGAUAAAUGUUUUGGGAUCUACCAUGUCGACACGUGAAUCAGCUGAAACAUUAUUGUCUAUAAAAAAUGGAGGCUAUCCAUCGAUUGAUGAAAUUAAAACCGAAGUAAUAGACGAUGAUACAAUGGAUAUGGAUGAUCAACAAAUUUCAAAUAAUUCAACAGAUUCACAUAUGGAUACAGAAGAAUCUGAUCCAAUUCCUGAACUUGGUCCAGCUGCUUUAGGUCUUCAAAGAGUAGGCACUCAACCUCCUCCAAAACCAAAUCCACCUACUCAACCUGUUCAAGUGUUAAACCGUAGAGGAAUGCCAGCUAGAAUAAGAAAGAAAAAUAAAUUAUUUUAUGAUGAUAUAUUAGUUAAUCAUCCACAUCAUAGAAUAAAAAAAGAUCCAUCGCAUCCAGAUCAUAAACAGUCUCCAAAAAAGGUCACUAGACCAUCACCAGCUAAGAAACAAAAUAGAAUAUCUAAUGAACAAAGGAAAAGUAACAAUAUAUUAAGUCAACCAUCGACACCUUCAAUGACUCCAAUUAAACAAGAAAAGGAACCUGAUAAACCAAUGCAGCCUUCAUCUCCAGAUCGUAAAAUUGGCCAAAAGAUUGGUAUGCGAUUAAGAAAUUUACUGAAAUUACCAAAAGCACAUAAGUGGGUUUGUUAUGAGUGGUUUUAUAGUAACAUUGAUAAAACACUAUUUGAAGGUGACAAUGAUUUUAUGAUAUGUUUGAAAGAAUCGUUUCCACAAUUAAAAACUCGGAAAUUGACUAGAGUAGAAUGGUGUAAAAUAAGAAGAAUGAUGGGCAAACCGCGAAGGUGCUCUCAAUCGUUUUUUGAGGAAGAAAGGCGAGAAUUAGAUAGGAAAAGACAAAAAAUUCGAAUGUUACAACAGCGAAAAGCUGCGGAUAUUAAUAGUUUUAAAGACUUACCACCAGAAAUACCAUUGCAAUUGGUAAUAGGUACCAAAGUUACAGCAAGACUGAGAAAACCACAAGAUGGAUUAUUCACUGGAAGUAUUGAUGCAGUGGAUACUAGUAAUAAUACUUAUAGAAUUACUUUUGAACGUGCUGGACUAGGAACUCAUAGUGUACCAGAUUAUGAAGUACUGUCAAAUGAGCCACCAGAAACAAUAAGUGUCGCUUCAUUUGCUCAAAAAUUCAGACCCAGACACAUACAAUAUGUACCCUCACCACCAUAUGCAAUGAAGCUAAUGUCAUCGCGUUUAAACAGUGAUCCAUUAAUAUCGAAUGCAUCUGUUUCAUUACCAAAGAAAUCACAUAUUGGUGGAACAAUGAAUGGUUAUCCUUUAAAAUUACUCGAAUUUAUGGUGAAAGUAAAUAAAAUAUUAGCUGCGAAAAAAAUAAAAAUUAAAAAGUUGAAAGAGAUGAAUAGCGAAGCGGAAAAAAGACGAUCCUUUGGUGAACCGCUUCCACCAGACUUCGAAAGAAGAUACGCAGGAAUUGUGGUAGAAUUGGAAAAGAUGAAUACAGCUCUUCAAGAUUUUCUUAAUGAUGUUCAAGAAUUAUGUCAAGAGAUGGCUCCUGAACCUAGUGUUGCUGCUAUGCUAGCCCCAUCUCAUCUUCGUGAGAAAUGUAGACAAGAAGCAGCAGAUAUGGUUGCUAAAAAUAAUAUAGUUAAUGACAAAGAACCUGGAAAGAUGACACAAUUAGUAACAGACUUAACAGCUCUCAUGCUUCAAGUAAAGAGUCUGUCUGAUUCAGACCGAAAUGCAUAUGAAUUAAAGGUAUUACAAGGUACUAUGGAACAAAUACGUUCAAAAUUAAGUCCACAAAAUCAACAAGUUUUUCAGAAUUGUGUUGAAAUACAUAUGCAACAUAUACAAUUAGGUCUUGGACAAAGAGGUGCUUUGACACCAUUUAUGGCUCAAUGGGCUUAGCAAAUAUAAAAUAAUCUUUUACAACACUUUUAAAAGAUGUACAAUAUUAAAACAAAUGUAGAACAUAAUACUACGAUAUUUUAUAAGAAAAUUCUACUUUAUUUUAUUAUCUUUUUGUAUAGGGCAUAUCAUUAUUAAGGAGUACCUAUAUUAUUAGGAUGAAAAUGUAUGUUCUAUUACAAUGUACAUACAGUGUUUCUAAAACCGGUUUUAUAGCAACUUUCUAUAUAUGCCUUUUAGAAUACUGUGCUGUGUUAUUAAUUACAUUAAACGGUUAAAAUGUUCAUGUUUAAAAAAUUUAAAUGUAGGCUCAUAAUUUACAUAUAUUAUAAAGUUAAAUACCUAUCACCUAUGAAAUUAACCUUCUUUAACACUGCUGUAAAUAUAGUAUAUAUGUUUUACAGUGGCAGCUUUGGUAAAGUUCGUAUACAAGUUUAACUUUAAAUUAUCACAUUUUUAUUUUGUAUAGUUUAUUUUGCUUAUAUAUAUCUAUAUAUAAUUAGAAAGGUUAAUAUAUAUUUAGUACAUUAGAAUCACUAUGUCUAUGGUUCUGUAUAUUACACAUAAACAUUCAUGUUGCAUAAUACAUUGUAAAUACACUAUGAAUAUUCAGAAAUAUACACUUCUUUUUAAAUUUAUUUUACUGACAGCAUACUGCUUUUGAUGUGUGUUAAACACAGUAAAUGAUGUCAUUCAGCUCAUAAAUAUGGAUUGCAGUGUGUAUUAUAAUAUAGAAAUUUAUUUGAAACACACAAGUUAAAUUACCAUGUCAAUUUUUCACUCAAAACACGUGUCAAGUAUCUAUCGAAAGGAAGUAUUUCUUUUGCACAUACUUAAUUCAUUUUUCGAGAAAGAAAAACAAUAUUUCAAUUUGAUGUAAAAAUGUUCUAAUUACGUCCAAAUUUAAUUGAUAUAAUUCGAAUAUAAAUACUACUUUCAAUAAA